Messenger RNA from Symbiodinium pilosum, 286 nucleotides. The record is from the annotation of a GenBank genome assembly. Lineage: Eukaryota; Dinophyceae; Suessiales; Symbiodiniaceae.
GACCAUCCCAAGCAUGGACAAGACUUGCUCACCUACGUAUUUGCCGGAAUGUCCCUCUGGUCUUUGCUGGCUAGCGUGGUUUCUGGCUUCGCACUUUCGUCUUUGGGCGCUCGUGCCAUGUACAUCCUGGUCGCUGCGUUUGCACUACCAGCUCUUGUGGCGUCUUGGACAACGGAGGAAACAAAAAAAAGUGCUGCUGAAAUUCGAUCCGGGCGCGACAAGAUCUUUCGGCAGAAGGAGUUCUUCACCCUGGCCUGCGUGAUGUGCGGAGCUUCGAUGAUGCUCA